CUUCCGUGGCGCUUCCAUGGCCACGAGGAGAGGCCAGUUUGCAUUUUGCCUUGCGUCGAUCACAUCAUGAAGUCCCCGAAGACGACGACGGCGUCCGCGCCCAUCUUUAUCCAGAAGACGUACACGCUCUUCGAAGAGUCGCCGUCGAGCAUCGCUGCGUGGGCCAACAACGGCACGACGAUCGUCAUCAAGGACCCGCAGCAGUUCGCCACCAUGAUGCUGCCCAAGUACUUCAAGCACAACAACUUCCUCUCGUUCGUGCGCCAGCUCAACUUUUACGGCUUCCGCAAGUACAAGAAGGAAGAAGUCGAGCUUGUCAACAACGAAAACACCAAGCACUGGUGGGAGUUCUACCACGACAAGUUCCUUCGCGCCAAGCCCGAGCUCAUGGUGCAGAUUCGCCGCAAGACGUACUCGGAGGGAGACGGCACCGACAAGGAGGAAGUCGAGGAGCUCAAGAACCAGGUCAACUCGCUCCAGAGCCAGUUCCACCAGCUCACGGACCAGAUCUCGAGCUUGACGGCGCUCGUCUCGACGCUCAUCCAGACGCAGAAGCGGCCGCGCGACGAAGACGACGUCGCUGAAGCGUCGAUGAAGAAGAGCAAGCUCGCCGACACCUCGGACUUUGACGGCCUCUUUGAUGUUGUCGCCGACGACAGCGCGAUGCCGUCGCUCGACGACCUCUUCGCCGCCGAGGAGGACGAGUCGACGGUCGUCAACUCGGUGCUGGCGUCCUUCGACCUCCCCAUGGACGCGCGCUGCGGCACGAUGCUCGGCAGCGCGUGCGUCGCGGGCCCCAACGUGACGUUCUGCUGCCCCAUUUAGUUAGUUUAUUGUUCCCACUGCCUGUGUAUCAUCCGCCGACUGCGUGGAUUAUACUGCUUGCCUGACGCUGCUUCGUACCUUCGAUCUCAAGACUACGAGGCGCCUAAUGUCAACAAGAUGUACAGUAUCUUUUCA
Saprolegnia diclina VS20 is the source of this 960-nucleotide messenger RNA. RefSeq lists its product as hypothetical. Gene Ontology annotation, molecular function: sequence-specific DNA binding; DNA-binding transcription factor activity. The transcript has a single exon. The record is from RefSeq and is a predicted model, not a curated record. Lineage: Eukaryota; Oomycota; Saprolegniomycetes; Saprolegniales; Saprolegniaceae. Gene Ontology annotation, biological process: regulation of DNA-templated transcription. Bases 67 to 825 code for a protein of 252 amino acids.